This is a messenger RNA of Pteronotus mesoamericanus, 1686 nucleotides long. It is a transcript of the gene DIPK1B, whose product is annotated as divergent protein kinase domain 1B. The record is from RefSeq and is a predicted model, not a curated record. NCBI's taxonomy places the organism in Eukaryota, Metazoa, Chordata, Mammalia, Chiroptera, Mormoopidae. The transcript is spliced from 5 exons. Bases 78 to 1373 code for a protein of 431 amino acids.
GGAGCGCGGCCGUUGCGGGCCGGCCCGCGGGGCUGAGGGCGAGCCGAGCCGGCCCGCGCACCGGCUCGGCGCCCACCAUGCGGCGGCUGCGGCGGCUGGCGCACCUGGUGCUCUUCUGCCCCUUCUCCAAGGGCCUGCAGGGCCGGCUGCCGGGCCUCAGGGUCAAGUACGUCUUCCUGGUCUGGCUGGGCAUCUUUGCAGGCAGUUGGCUGGCGUACGUGAACUACUCGUCCUACGCAGAGCUCUGCCGCGGGCACAUCUGCCAGGUGGUCAUCUGUGACCAGUACCGGAAGGGCAUCAUCUCUGGCUCCCUCUGCCGGGACCUGUGCAGCCUGCACGCGCUGGAGUGGAGGACCUGCCUGACGGCUGCCCGGGGCCAGCAGGUGUACAGCGGGCUGUGGCAGGGCAAGGAGGUGACCAUCAAGUGCGGCAUCGAGGAGGGCCUGGACCCCAAGGCCGGGCCGCAUGCGGUGCCGCGGCGGGAGCUGGUGCUGUUUGACAAGCCCACCCGGGGCACCUCGAUCAAGGAGUUCCGGGAGAUGACCCUCAGUUUCCUCAAGGCGAACCUGGGAGACCUGCCCUCCCUGCCCGCGCUGGCCGGCCAGGUCCUGCUCAUGGCGGACUUCAACAAGGACAGCAGGGUGUCGCUGGCCGAGGCCAAGUCGGUGUGGGCCCUGCUGCAGCGGAACGAGUUCCUGCUGCUGCUGUCGCUGCGGGGCAAGGAGCACGCCUCCCGGCUGCUGGGCUACUGCGGGGACCUGUACGUCACCGAGGGCGUCCCGCACAGCUCCUGGCACGGGGCCGCGCUGCCGCCGCUCCUGCGCCCGCUGCUGCCCCCCGCCCUGCACCGGGCCCUGCAGCAGUGGCUGGGGCCCGCGUGGCCCUGGCGGGCGAAGAUCGCCAUCGGCCUGCUGGAGUUCGUGGAGGAGCUCUUCCACGGCUCCUACGGGAGCUUCUACAUGUGCGACACCACGCUGGCCAACGUGGGCUACACGGCCCGCUACGACUUCAGGAUGGCCGACCUGCAGCAGGUGGCGCCCGAGGCCGCCGUGCGCCGCUUCCUGCGGGGCCGCCGCUGCGAGCGCAGCGCCGACUGCACCUACGGGCGCGACUGCCGGGCGCCCUGCGACCAGCUCAUGCGGCAGUGCAAGGGCGACCUCAUCCAGCCCAACCUGGCCAAGGUGUGCGAGCUGCUGCGGGACUACCUGCUGCCCGGCGCCCCUGCCGACCUGCGGGAGGAGCUGGGCAGGCAGCUGCGCACCUGCGCCACACUGAGCGGGCUCGCCAGCCAGGUGGAGGCGCACCACUCGCUGGUGCUGAGCCACCUCAAGACACUGCUAUGGAAGAAGAUCUCCAACAGCAAGUACUCCUGACGGCGCUGGCGCAGUGGGGCCUCCGGCCAGGACUGCCUCCCGGGCCUGGGUCCCCUGCGCUGGGGGCCUCUUCGCCCUGUCCCCGGACGAAGGGCCGGGGUGCAGGAGCUGGGCCCGUGAUCGGAGGCUCCUCCGCUGCAACCCUCCCUCGCCCUGGGCCCAACAGCCAGACGGACGGACCGUUAGCUGGCACGAGAGGCUGGAAGGGGGAGGGCAAGACGGAGGGCCUGGAGCCUGAACAAGGGCUGGCCGACGGGAGCCACCCAGGCCGCCUUGGGUUUUGUUACUUUCAGGAACGUUUGAUGUGAAUAAA